Molecule: messenger RNA, 774 nt
Organism: Penicillium cataractarum
Lineage: Eukaryota; Fungi; Ascomycota; Eurotiomycetes; Eurotiales; Aspergillaceae
Product: putative epsilon-lactone hydrolase
Exons: 1
Coding region: 1-774 (257 amino acids)
Molecular function (GO): hydrolase activity
Source: RefSeq, a predicted model, not a curated record
AUGGAUGCAACGGAACCGUAUCUUGAUUUCUGGCAGAGUGUGAGCCAAGGACUUGCAGAAGAAGAUAUCACAACAAGCUGGUUACAUGUUACGUACACCCUAACACCACAUGCAACUUAUCCAACACAGUUCUGCGAGGCGAUAGAAGCUCUGCAAUAUGUCAUCCAGGGUCUCGGACGCCCACCCAGGGAGGUAAUCAUUGUUGGAGACUCGGCUGGGGCUAAUCUGUGUCUGGCGCUCCUCUCACACCUAUCCCAUCCCUCUCCAGAUGCUCCCAAGCUGGAAAUCACUGAGCCCCUCAAAGCGGUCGUACUCUUGUCCCCUUGGCUCUCCUUCCGUCAUGAUUGGCCUAGCAUGACUUACAAUGCACGCAAGGAUAUUGACGCAAUGGAAGUCACAGCCAGUUGGUCUCAAGAGUAUUUAAAGGGCAGGUCUUCAAACAAUUACAUCGAAGCAGUUGAGGCACCUGAAUUAUGGUGGAAAGACGCUUGGGUGGAACAGACUCUCGUGCUUGCUGGAAGUGAUGAGGUGCUAUUGGACCCGAUCAAGGCCUGGGUGAAGAGGUUCAGUGUCAGUCAAAUCCCUAUUCUCCUUGAAAAUCGAUGCAUCGACCUGACAAACUACACGCAGAAAUUUAAUUCCGAUACAACCUUCAUCAUUGGUCAUAAAGAGUGUCACAUUGCACCACUUAUAUGGCCUUUGUUUGGCGACAACCACGAGACCCAACAGGGCCAUGCGUUGACGAAUUGGCUAUGUGAACGGUUAUGUAUAUGA